Molecule: messenger RNA, 360 nt
Organism: Guillardia theta CCMP2712
Lineage: Eukaryota; Cryptophyceae; Pyrenomonadales; Geminigeraceae
Exons: 4
Coding region: 1-360 (119 amino acids)
Source: RefSeq, a predicted model, not a curated record
AUGCCUCUCCUACUCUCCUUUCAUGAGCUUCCCUUCCCCUUCACACAAACUUCCAAGACAUCUGGAAUGGCUGAUCACUUGAACAUCGACAAGUCAACGAUAGAGAGACUCUACCAUCUCCGACAAGAAGAUGCGGCUCGUUCGCUGGUAACUAGAAUGUACAUGGCCAUGGAGUGUCAUGGAAAUGCCUCCAAGAGCUGGGACAUGGAGCCGGUGGAGCCUGAGCAGAACAUGGCUCCUCUUGAUAUGGCGUGGGUACAGUGGUACUUACAGAUAGACGAGUUCGGGCCUGUGACAGCAGAGAGGAAUGACUUCCAGAAGUACUUUAUCAACUUGCAACCAAUGCAGACUGUAGAGUAG